UCCUCACUUGCACCUUUCCCAGCAAAAUUACCUAAUAUUUAUUUUAUAUGUGUAAGCCUGCCCCUCCUGCCAUGUAAACCACCUGAGAGCAGUCACAUGUUCCCCUUUUGUUUGUAUGCUUAAAGAACAGCCCAGUGCUUGGCAUACAGCAGUCAUUUUCUGUUUGCCGACUCAAUCACUAUGAGUCAGGCACUGUGCUAAGUCCUGGACAUAGUUUUACAGAAGUCAAAAGCAGGGCCUGCCCUCAAGGAACUUACAUUCUAAAGGGAAUAUAUACCCGGAGUAGUUGGAGGGAAGGCAGAGGGGUGGGGCACUUUGAAAGGCCUCCCACAGAGAGUGGGGGAUGAGCUGAGCCUGGAAAGAAGCGGGCGAUUUCCUCAUUUUUACAGAUAAGGAAACUGAGGACCAGCAAGGUUAAGGGGACUGCCCAAGGUCGCCCUGGGGGUCGAAGGGAGUCUCUAAGCUAGGUCAGCCGGGGGUGUGAGUGGGCCCAAGAACAGGGUGGGUGGCUUGGGGCCAACAGGGCUCGGGCGGGGCCUGGGGAAAGGGCUCCGCGCCCAAGCGGGGAGAGGCCGAGGCCGGGGCUGCCACGGGACCCAAAGUGCUAGCACCGGCCCUUCGGGGACUCAUUGAUGAGCCGGACCGGAAGUCGGCGUCCGCUGCGGCAGUGCCUAAGAGAGGGACCACAAUGAGUGACAUUCGCCAUUCCUUGAUCCGCCGAGAUGCGUUAAGUGCUGCUAAGGAAGUGUUAUAUCAUUUGGACAUUUAUUUUAGCAGUCAGCUCCAAAAUGCACCUCUUCCUAUUGUGGACAAAGGUCCCAUUGAACUGUUGGAAGAAUUCGUAUUUCAGGUUCCCAAGGAGCGCAAUUCCCAACCUAAGAGGCUGAAUUCACUUCAGGAGCUUCAACUUCUUGAAAUCAUGUGCAAUUAUUUCCAGGAGCAAGCCAAGGAUUCUGUGCGUCAGAUUAUUUUCUCAUCCCUUUUCAGUCCUCAAGGGAACAAAGCAGAUGAUAGCCGGAUGGUCUUACUGGGAAAGUUGGUCUCAAUGGCAGUGGCUGUGUGUCGGAUUCCUGUGUUAGAAUGUGCUGCAUCCUGGCUACAGCGCACACCUGCGGGCUACUGUGUGAGGUUAGCAAAGGCCUUAGUUGAUGACUACUGUAGUUUGGUGCCAGGAUCCAUUCAGACAUUGAAACAGAUAUUCAGUGCCAGCCCUCGCUUCUGCUGCCAGUUUAUUACAGCUGUGACUGCACUCUAUGACCUUUCCUCAGAUGAUCUGAUUCCACCUUUGGACUUGCUUGAGGUAAUUGUCAAUUGGAUCUUUGAGGAUCCCCGUUUGAUUCUCAUUACCUUUCUAAACACCCCAAUUGCAGCCAAUCUCCCAAUUGGAUUUUUAGAGCUAACCCCACUCACAGGACUGAUUCGCUGGUGUGUGAAGGCACCUCUUGCUUACAAGAGAAAAAAGAAGACCACGUUACCAAAUGGCCAUAUGAACAAUAAAAUUGCCAAGGAAUCCGUAGCAGGAAUUGACAGGGACUUUCACCUUUUAUACUCAAAACUGCAUCUGAGUGUUCUGCAGGUUCUAAUGAUGCUUCAGGUGCAUUUAACAGAGAAGAAUUUAUAUGGACGGCUGGGGCUGGUCCUGUUUGACCACAUGGUUCCUCUGGUUGAAGAGAUUAAUAGAUUAUCUGAUGAACUAAAUCCACUCAAUGCCUCCAAAGAAAUUGAGCUAUCUCUUGACCGCCUGGCUCAGGCUCUGCAGGUGGCCAUGGCAUCUGGAGCCUUGCUGUGCACCAGAGAUGACUUGAGAACCUUGUGUUCCAGGCUGCCCCAUAACAACCUGCUUCAGCUCGUGAUCUCAGGUCCAGUGCAGCAGUCAACCCACACUGCAUUGCCACCAGGAUUUUAUCCUCAUAUUCAUACUCCUCCACUGGGUUAUCCUGCACAUGCUGCGCACCCCGCCAUCCCUGCACACCCAGCUCACCCUGCACUCCCAGCCCAUCCUGUACAGACAUUUAUACCAGGCAUGACUUUUCCAUACAGGCCUAUCCGUUAAGUGACCUGUAACUUCAGAUCCAUUUUCUCUUACCUUGGUGGAUUUGAGAGAAAGCCUUACAGAGAAGAGGAUUACUGCUUCGUCUAUUUUAAAAAAAGACCUUUUAGAAAAAAAAAAUUCUCUUCAUCUCCAGCAGAACUAUACAGAUCUAUAAGAUUUGGUAUUCUUCCAAGGUAGGAGUAGAAUGGGCACUAGGAAGAAACAGAUGGUUCACCAUAUUAGCCAUAAACUUGGACACAUUCUUUAAAAUCCAGACUGAAUGGAUGAAGGGAAAAAAUUACGGCCCCUCUGCAGAGUGAUUUAUCAGUUUUUGUUUCUUUUCUUUUCUUUUUAGUUUACAAGUCCUAUGAGCCUGUUGUUCAUGAACAGCACCAUUGUAUUCACUUGUCAGUGUGUAAUUUCAGUGACACACAGCUGUCUGAGUCUAUAAUGAAAAGUGAUUGGUUUUUUUCUUUAUUGAGCCUUCUCAGAAAUGAGAAGCCCAGAAAAGAAAUCUAGUCUAAGAUGCAGGAUUUGAAAAUUCAUUUCUCCAGCUGCUCUCCUUUUCUUGUAAAUGUUUGUAAUGAGGUCCUCUACAAGAUACAGUGUCUAUUUUUGCAACUAUAUAGAAUCCAGAGAUUGAUGUGUUGUGAUUGCAAGGCACACAUGGCACUUUCCACUGUUAACGGAAACCUGUAAAGAUAAAGAUUGCCCCUACAGUCUAGGAAAGAGACAUCCUUUUGUUUUCUCUAGGUCUCUGAAAUUUCCUUUUAUCUGUUCAAAUAAAUUUUUUUUUAAAAAAAGAAACAUUGUAGACUUUAUGUUAGUAUACUAUAAAAAGCCAAUUUAAUUUGGUCCCGAAUUAGAUUUCUGCUUCCAUGAUUGAUCAUUAUAGUAAGGAAACUAAAUACAACUUUUAAUUCAUCACUGACAGCACACUAAUAUCUUGCUUUGUCAGUGAGAGUAUGAUUUUCUGCUUUGGGUUUGCUAUAAAGGUACAGUAUUUACAAUAUAACCUUUCAUUAACAAAAAAGGUCCAUUGAAUUAGGGGGUUUUUCCUAGUAUAUUAGUAGAAGUUCUCUAGUGCUACUUUUAGGAGGAGUAAGAAAAUGUGGAUACCAACCAGUUAACCUGUUAUGAUUGCAGAAGUAAACAAAAUUCAGGAGGAAAUGAGAAAGCAGCAAAGGAUGACUGCAAUUUCAUCCUAUGGAAAUUAGGGGACAGAUUGCUGAAGUUUAAUUCUAUGUAUGACAUAGCUACUUAUGGUUUCCUAGUCAAAGAAGAUUAGUUAAUUUUUAGAGGACCAGACCAGACCACUUACUGCAUUCCUAUGUAUUUUUUUAUUCUAAAGACCAAAAUUCCAAACAUCCUACAAGAGUAAAAUGUAAGCUAUUCAAAAUGCAAAGCAAGUCCCGUAUAUUUCAUUUAUAUUGACUAACAUACCUUCUUUUAGAUGUUUCCUUAAACUUGGAAAGAAGUGGUGCUAGCCUUGCGAUGUAACUUUUUUCUUUUAGCAGUUCAGCUUUGAAUCAUCUCUGGAAACUAUUUUUCCAAUAUCAUUCAGUGACUUUAAAAAGUGUUUUGUUGUCUUUCAGAGCAACAAAACCAUGAUCUUUCUAUUUUUUUCAGUAGUUUUUGAAAACUGUUUAUUGUGUGGGAAAUCUGUUUUCCCAAUUUCCCAUUUUAAUACCUGAAGAAAAUAACAGUUCUUCUCUGGUUUGAUUUCAUUAUGAUUAUUGGUUGAAUCUGAUUCCUUUUAAAUCAGAAUCAUAAAUUGUUUAUAUAAAUAUGAGGUACUGUUUUUUUCAGGGUUUGGAUAGGUAUGCAUGCCUCCAUCUCUUGCUGAAUGAGCUUCAGAAUGUAUGUAGAACUGAACAAGAUCAAAAUGAUGUUUUUUCCAUAAAAUGGAAGUAUGGUGCCAGCUGCUUGUGAAAA
Molecule: messenger RNA, 3967 nt
Organism: Phascolarctos cinereus (koala)
Lineage: Eukaryota; Metazoa; Chordata; Mammalia; Diprotodontia; Phascolarctidae
Gene: INTS15
Product: integrator complex subunit 15
Source: RefSeq, a predicted model, not a curated record